This is a messenger RNA of Fibroporia radiculosa, 948 nucleotides long. RefSeq lists its product as uncharacterized. The record is from RefSeq and is a predicted model, not a curated record. Lineage: Eukaryota; Fungi; Basidiomycota; Agaricomycetes; Polyporales; Fibroporiaceae. The transcript has 2 exons. Bases 1 to 948 code for a protein of 315 amino acids.
AUGGUCGCGCGGGCGCAAAGUGCUACUGAACAGCGACGACCUCGACUUGCAGUCUUCCUACUCGUCCACGCCCGUCUUCUGUCCAAGACUCUCUCUCGCACCCAGCUUGCACUUUACAUUGUGCACAUGGAUGCCACCGCCGCCUUGGAUGAAUCCGCCGAGCUGUCCCUCCAGACCCCCGAGUCCUCCAGCUCGUCGCUUUCUGCAUCUGCCGACUCCUCCGUGUCGGAAUCCACGUCCACCUCCCUCUCAGCGACGACGCACUUGUCCAUCCUCCGCACCUCGGCCUCGUUCUCGUCCGUCUCGCAGUCCAACAUCACAUUCGCCCCCCUCCCCACCAUCGAGCCCCGCCGGCGCAAGUCCAACGUCCAGCUGGGAGUCGCCGCCCGCUCCCGCCUCCUCCAGCAGCGCAGGAACCUCCGCGACCAGGGCAUCCACCCCGGCGUCGCCCACCUCCACUCCCCGUCCGACCUCCCGCCCCCCGUGCCCGUGUGGCACUCCGAGCUCGACGACGAUUACAGCGGCGACGACGUCGAAGACCUCGGCCCCGACCCCGCCGAGGAGGCCAUUGCGGCCAUCGGCCGGCUCGUCAAAGGCGCGAGUCGCUCGCUCUGGCGCCGCCUGGCGUCGAAGGACGCCGCCAGGAAGGAUCGCUCGUCCUCCACAGACGAGACGCAGCCCAUCACAGAGAAGGGGCCUCCAUCAGGAUCGUCGUCUCCAGAUCGCGCAACAGCAUCUGCCGCGGAUACGGCGGCGCAAGAGCCUCAGGAGGGGCGGGUGUGGGAGGAGGAGGUAGACGUGGGCAGAUGGCAGCGCCAGGGAGCAGAUCCUGCGCCGACGCCGGAGAGCGGUCUGACCGCGGAAAUCAGCUCUGCGGGUCGCCGCUCUCGACGUGUGAGCACAAUAGAGGCUCUUGGGAUCAAAAAGUCGAAAACAACAGCCCGAUAG